Molecule: messenger RNA, 1058 nt
Organism: Electrophorus electricus (electric eel)
Lineage: Eukaryota; Metazoa; Chordata; Actinopteri; Gymnotiformes; Gymnotidae
Gene: rex1bd
Product: required for excision 1-B domain containing
Source: RefSeq, a predicted model, not a curated record
GCAUUACAUUUGUCGAAAUGAAAGUUAAAACGGCGAUCCAAAUACUGUAACGUAGAACAAGUGUGACACGCUGAGGGUACGCAUGCGGACCUGACGUAAUAUUCCUCAGCGACUGUAAACAGGAAGUAGCGGUCGCUAGCUAGCAGGGUAGCUGGAGGCUGGACACUGGUGCCAGGUGUGAGUGUUGCUAGUGAGCAUACAUACCAAGCCAGCUCAGAAAUACAUCAGCAGCGUUAUUAUUGCUAUGUCCUCUCCAGAUGUGAAAAGUUUGGUCCGGCGGUUUUACGUACUUCAGGCCGAGCGUGUGGAGGCGUACAAGCUUUUUGAGGAGGGGCAUGAGGCGUAUCUGAGGACAGGACCCCAUUAUGACUUCGGGCAUUACAGACAGCUGGUUCAUGAGAUAACGAAGGCGUUCUGUGCUAUCUCCAACGAAAUACUGGAGGUUAAAGAACGCUUGCACCGAGACUUCGAUCGCCCAGAUCUGUCCGAGCACAUCGAGAAGCUCCAACGCAGAGAAAAGCAAAAACUAGAGCUGACAGCUAAAUUGCAGCUGGCAAAGCAGAGUGUUCAGGAUCACCCAGAUGAUGAGGGCUGUCAUGAGAAGGUCCGGGAGAUCAAACAGGAUAUUAUAAAGAACAAGGAGGCCCUGAGCGAGAUCCUGCAGGACUUCAAGUAUGACUCAGAGGAGCCGGAGUGAAAGGCAGAUGGCCCUGCCCAGAGACGGAUGGUCGGAGGUCUUGCCCGUGCCCGUUACCGUUUCCGUAAGGAGGAGCGGAAGCCACUGAUUGUUGCCUGUGGGCGGUGCUUGAUGUACCAUGUACAUUUGCUUACGUCUCACGCUUUGCGUCGGAGGCGAGACCCUGUAGAGUGUAGCUUAGAAACCGCGUUUGGAAAUCUUUUUACUUUUCUGUUUGAUGAUCUUCUCAAUCAUUUUUAAGAUCCACAAAGACAGCUCGCUUGAAAAUCAUGACCAGCUCAGCUUGUGGUAGUAAAAGAUAUGGCAGAAUAUAUCUUAAAUAUGUUGAGAUUUUAUACAAAAAUAAAAUGGAGAAACAUCA